AGGAAGAGAGUGAGAGAGAGGAGGAGAGGGGAGGAACGGGAGGGGAAGAGAGAGGAGGAGAGAGAAGAAGGGAGGGGGCGGUGCACGAGAGAUGGAAGGGGAGUGGCUUUGAGCCGGAGAGAAACGGCAGCGGUGCGUCGUUGGACCAAGAAAGAGAGGGAGGGCUAGAGAGAGAUCCAGAGGAGGAGAGGGGGCUUCCAGACUGGAUGGCCCCAGCGGUGCCUUUAUGGAGCAUGGGCCAGGUUCUAGGAUUCUCCCACUGCAAGGAAUAUGGUUCCGUGUCAUCCACACCUGAUUCAACACCUCCCUGUACCGACGGUGGGAAUGAGGAGUCUGAACUGUACGACCUGCAGACAGCCAGGGAGUGGUCGGACCAAGACGACGGGGGUCCAGAGGAUGAUGAUGGCGCAGCUUCAUCCCCCUCUAUUUGGGGUACCCCACGACAGAAUUCCUUUGAGCUUACGUUCUCCUACAUCGCCAUAGCCGAGGCAGAGGUGGGCGGGGUCUCACGACACCAUCGUGACCCGUUAACCGGGAGCCGGCGCAGGGUCGGAGCCAGGGCGGGCCGAAGCCUACUGAGCCGCACGGACACAGCAGAAACCCUUCUCCCUCUGGACUCCCCUGACGAGGAGUGGGAGACACACGCCCUCCUCGGCCCAGACGAGGAGGAGAGGAACCUCGGCAGACAAACUCAGAUGGGCCGGGACCAGGAUGAGGAGGAGGUCCACACACUGACUGAGUCGGUCCAGGCCAGAGAGGAGGAGAACAGGGAGAGGGAAGAGAGGGUGGAGAGGGAGAUCCACCGACCGGCGGAGAUAGUCCUGCCAUUUAUCACAGAGACUGAGACUCAGGAGAGGACCACGGGUCCCAUGGGAAGAGAGGAGGAAUCCCUGGAGCCCAGGCUCGGCAGCCCCUCAGCCAGCCAGCAGGCAGGAUCAAUGCCUGCUAAGCUUGAGUCCCCCGUCACCAUGGAAACCCCAGUCAAACUGCUCACUGCUGUGCUACCAAGCGGCAGUCUCACAGAUGACGUGUCGCCACUGUCCCCCUCCUCCAUUUCCCCGAGCACUCAGGAAGAGCUUGCCAGCAAGCAGUGGUCUUCAGCUGUCGACCCGUCAGAAGGCCCAACUAUAUGCACCCACAUCACAGUGAUGGAUCUGAUCUACUGGAAGGACGUGGAGCGUACUGGCAUUGUGUUCACCGGGCUGGUGGUGGGCCUGCUGUCCCUGUUCCAGCUCAGCAUCAUCACCGUCAUCUCCACCGUCUGCCUGGCUGUCAUGUGCUUCACCGUCUCGGUCAGCCUCUACUACAGAUUCCUGCACCUGCUGAACAUGGGAGAUGGAGUGCACCCCUUUCAGUCAUAUCUAGAUCUGGACAUCAGUUUCAGUGGAGAGCAGGCUGAAAAUUACAUGCAAAAGGCCAUUGUUACAGUCAUCUCAGCUGCAGACUCACUCAAGAAUCUCUUCCUGGUUGCAAACCUCUUGGACUCACUCAAGCUUCUGGCCCUGAUGUACCUGGUCACCUACCUGGGGGCCCUGUGUAAUGGUCUUACUGUUUUCAUAAUCGGUGUUAUCACACUCUUCUCUGUUCCACUGUUCUACAAACAGCACCAGGAAAAAGUGGACAGCUUCUUUGCAGGAAUUCAGGCCAAAAUUGACAACGUCAAGGACACUCUCCAGAGAAUUGCCCAAGGCGGUGGUCCCCCACCUGACCACACACCAGGCGGUGCUAAGCCCAAAACACAGUGAAGAAUCGAGUCGGACGGAGGAGGAGGAGACGCAGGCUGUCACUCAGAUGUCUUACUCAGCGGUCUGUGCUCUGAGUUCUGAAAGGCGGAGUUUCUGAGAUUGUAGCGGGAGGGGGGUGGUUAAGCAUGGGGCUGGACUAUUACAAUAGUAUACGUUGGGGUGGGGGGUGGGGUCUAGUGAGUGAGAAUGAGGGAAUUGGAGGGAUAUCUGGGCGAGAAUUGUUGUUUGAAGGGAAGGUUUAUAAAACUCAUGAUUUUUGGUCCAUGGCAUUAAAUGACCCACAUGGGCGAUUGGGACUUUCUGUGAUAGAGGGACUUUCUGCAGACCAGUAGAAUGAAAUGACCGGUGAUGGGAAUCGCUAAUUCUGGAUACCAACAGCUGGGUACCUGGGAACACAGGACUUAGGGAAGUGACAGACUGUUCAAACUGAAGUGGUGAACCAGAACAGAACAGCCAGAGACCAGCAGGACUGGAGUUCACCUGCUCCUUAACACGGGAUAGGACAUGGUCAGUCCAGUGUCAGAGGUUAGAGGUCACCAAACCAGGGCUCAUUAUUAUUCAUUGUAGCAACACAUUGAAUCAGGAUCUGAGACUUAGUGUGUUUGUAAUGUGUGUGUGUGUGUGGGUGUAUGUGUGUGUGUGUGUUGAUAUGCAGCUUGCCGUACUGAACCUGUUACCUGAGCGCUAUUAAAACCAUAACUGUUAUUUUUCUUUUCAAAUGUUUUGUUUCUGUUUGCCCACACUAUCUUGUACACAUCUGAGAUAUGCUUCCCACAAUUGUCUCACUGCGUCUUCCAUUCCCGUGUCAUCAUUCUACACAGCCGUUCAAGUGUUAUGGAUUAUUUACUAAUGAUGCUGUAGGAUGAAGUGUGCCAAAGCAGACCUAGCAGGCCUCUAAAUGGAUGUUCCUAAGUGUCUCACAACAGGACAAUGAACAAAAAUAUGCACCGGGUAAAGAUCUAAAUCAAUGUGAGAAGGAAAACGUAUAAGAAAUAGUAGUGUGAAAAAAGGAAAUGUACUGAUAAAUGUAUUGGAGGUAAAUCCAGAGCAAUCUGUCAGCGGCUGGAAUAGGGUGCGGAAAGACGUGUACAGUAUACGGAUGCAUUAAUAUAGAGACACUAGGCAUCGAACUAUGACGACCACAGGAAGUGGUAAAAGGCUAGGUGGAGAAUGGAAAGGGAAGGAGGAGGCGGUAUAACCGAAACAUUCAGGCCCUAUUAUUCACAGAGAGGACACGCCUAGUGGAUCCCCAUCAUGGACCGCUGCACUUAGCAGGACAUCAGUGGAUUGGGAUGUGACUAGGAAGGUUUUCCCUCAAGGAAAGACAGAGAACCGUGUCGGGAAAAGCGGUGCAAGGAGGGUCAGAGGGACACAUUCCCUUAAAUGAACUGGGGGUCAGUGGCUUAGAUCGCCAGGUGUUUGUACUUUUCGUCUUUGGAAGGUAAGAGGACAUUCGGACCAUUUUUUUGGCCUAGAGUUCCUGUUUCGGGGGGGGGUGGGGGGGGGGGUGAAGACAUCACAAGUCUUGCAAGCGGCCUUGUCAUCACAGACUUGGAUAGACAUCACAUUUCUGUGUCCGUGUCUUUAUGGUGUCUGUUCCAGCGUGGGCAGCUCCACGAAGGACAUCUCCUUUUCAAAGUAGUCCAUUUGUUUCUUCACGAGUGUACAAUAAUGUAUUGCUUGAUACCUUGUGAUGACCCGGUUGGAUGAAAGGAUGGAUGCCCUUAAUGGCGAUGUCUUCGCUGAUACAUGUUACAUCCAACUUCAGUCCUCUAUUCAUCUCUAUGUGGGUCCGUCCGUCCGUCCGUCCGUCCGCCCCCCCCCCCCCCAUCGCCACUGAUAACAUAACUGAGUCUCUGACGGCAGAGUGUAAUGAUCCUGAGAUUAUCCCUGGCUUGACGGGGUGUUGUAUAUGUAGUAGGUGCCUUUCUGACCACAACCAUGUUAGAGCAUGACCUGAAGAAGUAGCUAGAUAACGGCUUCCCAGGGAUUUCCGUAUAACAACCUAUCCAUGUUGGGCAAAUGCCAAGGCUUUUCACAGAGUCGUUUCACAAAAAAAACGGAUGAUCAUCCUUGUCAGCAUUUCAGCGUAUUGACACACUUCAGAAUGUGCUGUCACUGAAAUCUCCCUCUGCAUCUGUUGAUUUAGAGCUCAUGCACUACUCCCAUACCUGUCCGUUCAUUUAGCCUAACUAUCCCCUAGCCUUAUUUUUAAUAUUGGAUGUAACCAACUGUGGCAACCAAAGUGGCAGGACGUGAUUGGAUAAUGUGUCCGGCUACCUUUCACUAGACUUCUCACUCCCUCAUGUGAUUGGUUUCCGAGAAGAUUCUGCAUCGUCCUAUUAGAGAGGCCAGGACAUCAAUCACAGCAAAACAAAAAUGAAAUGUAAUUAAUUGUAUUAUGCAUUGACAUCCUUUUGUAUUAUCAAAACUCAAAUGGGUACCCAAACUUUGAAUAUUGCAAUAAUCUAUUCAAAACAAAAUCUACAAAAAUAAAUAAGCAUUUUGACAUGA
Molecule: messenger RNA, 4259 nt
Organism: Esox lucius (northern pike)
Lineage: Eukaryota; Metazoa; Chordata; Actinopteri; Esociformes; Esocidae
Gene: rtn2a
Product: reticulon 2a
Exons: 10
Coding region: 207-1745 (512 amino acids)
Source: RefSeq, a predicted model, not a curated record